This is a messenger RNA of Echinococcus granulosus, 528 nucleotides long. Its product is annotated as Tubulin beta chain. The transcript has 2 exons. Gene Ontology annotation, molecular function: structural constituent of cytoskeleton; GTPase activity; GTP binding. Gene Ontology annotation, biological process: microtubule cytoskeleton organization; mitotic cell cycle. Gene Ontology annotation, cellular component: cytoplasm; microtubule. The coding region runs from base 1 to 528 and encodes 175 amino acids. NCBI's taxonomy places the organism in Eukaryota, Metazoa, Platyhelminthes, Cestoda, Cyclophyllidea, Taeniidae. The record is from RefSeq and is a predicted model, not a curated record.
AUGCGAGAGAUAGUACACGUUCAAGCUGGUCAAUGUGGCAAUCAGAUAGGCGCUAAGUUUUGGGAAGUAAUAUCCGAUGAACAUGGCAUUGAUCCAACUGGAACUUAUCACGGUGAUUCUGAUCUGCAGUUGGAACGUAUUAAUGUUUACUAUAACGAAGCAACCGGUGGCAAAUAUGUUCCUAGAGCCGUUCUUGUUGAUCUGGAGCCUGGCACAAUGGAUAGCGUUAGGGCUGGACCUUUUGGUCAACUUUUUCGCCCGGAUAAUUUCGUGUUUGGGCAAAGUGGUGCUGGUAACAACUGGGCCAAAGGCCACUACACUGAGGGAGCUGAACUCGUUGACUCCGUUUUGGAUGUUGUUAGAAAGGAAGCUGAAUCUUGCGACUGUCUCCAAGGUUUCCAGCUUACGCAUUCUCUUGGAGGGGGGACGGGGUCCGGGAUGGGGACGCUUAUGAUCUCCAAAGUAAGGGAAGAGUAUGCGGACCGAAUCAUGAACACAUUCUCUGUAGUCCCUUCUCCCAAGGUAUAA